AUGUUUGUACUCCGUUCCCUUUCACAGAAGACAGCCCCGUUUGCAGUCAAUGGGCUGAAGACGAUGUUGAGAAGAACCACUCCCGCGAUGCAGCAGAUUGCUCCCGUGGUGUACACUAAGGAGCAGCGUCCCGUGCCCGAGGAUUACCGUGUCCCCGAUUACAUGGAGAAAAUCUACACUUGGUGCUAUGUGAAGCCCAAGAAUGUGAAGAUGCUGGACCGCCAGUUGGUCGUCCAAGCCAUUCUGUUUGGUUACUUCCAACCUCUGGCCAACAUGGUUUGCGAAGAGCUGAAGCCCGGUCAGAAGCUUUUGCAAUGCGGUAGCACCUACGGCAAGCUCGUUGCCACGGUGUCGAAGAAACUCGGUCCCACGGGUACCUACAACUGCUGCGAUAUCAUGCCGAUCCAGGUGGCGUCGUGCAACCGCAAAAUGUCGCAGUAUCCUUGCAACGGAGGUUGCAUCUUGGAAGAUGCCGCCACGCACCAUCCCGAGGAAGACAAAGCCUACGACGCUGCACUGUCGUUCCUUCUGCUGCAUGAAGUCCCUGAUGACACGAAGUACAAGGUGAUCAAUCGAAUCAUGAUGUCCGUGCCCGUGGGCGGAAAGGCCAUCUUCAUUGAGUACCACAAGCCUGCUUGGUACAGUCCGUGGAGAUACAUGAUGCCCAUUGUGUAUUGGCUGCUGGAGCCGCUGGCGUUCCCCGUGUGGCAUCACCAGAUUACCGAGCUGGGAGAUCCGGAGCUGGUGAAGAAGUUCAAGUGGCGAAAGGAAUUGCGAUUUAUGGGUCUGUACCAGAAACUGGUGGGAGUGCGUGUUGAGGACUAAGCGUGCCUUUAGUGUAUUGUUUGUU
This is a messenger RNA of Blastocystis hominis, 850 nucleotides long. Its product is annotated as Methyltransferase. The coding region runs from base 1 to 825 and encodes 274 amino acids. The transcript has 4 exons. The record is from RefSeq and is a predicted model, not a curated record. NCBI's taxonomy places the organism in Eukaryota, Bigyra, Opalinata, Blastocystidae.